Molecule: messenger RNA, 1303 nt
Organism: Sphaerodactylus townsendi
Lineage: Eukaryota; Metazoa; Chordata; Lepidosauria; Squamata; Sphaerodactylidae
Gene: CTHRC1
Product: collagen triple helix repeat containing 1
Exons: 4
Coding region: 294-1001 (235 amino acids)
Source: RefSeq, a predicted model, not a curated record
CUCCGCUGCAUGCACGCGUAACUCGUCCCCCUCAUGGCGGUACUAAAAUCGCCCCCCUUCCAUCAUCCCGCAAACGUUGGCAGCAGGAGGAGGAGGACCCAGGCCCGCCCCCUCCCCCGGCAUGGAGAAGGCGGCUGCACGGCUCAGCCGGCUGCGCAUUCCUGGCGGUCCCCUGGGAGGGGGUUGCAGCAACAGGGCUGAGAGGAGCGGGAGCGGCGGCAAAAGGCUCAUUCAUCCACCCGCGCGGCGGACACAGCCCCAUUCAUCCGCGCUCCGCCGCCACCAAGCCGGCCAUGAAGCGCCUCUCGCCCGCCGCGCUCCUGUUGCUGCUCCUGCUGGCGGCGGCGCCCCCAACCGGCGCCUCGGAGAACCCCAAAGCGAAGGCGAAAGCCCUGCGCCAGAGGGAGGUGGUGGACGUGUAUAAUGGGAUGUGUUUGCAAGGACCUGGUGGUGUUCCUGGAAGAGAUGGAAAUCCUGGGGUCAAUGGUAUCCCUGGGACACCUGGAAUCCCUGGUCGAGAUGGACUUAAAGGAGAAAAAGGAGAAUGUAUGCGAGAGAGCUUUGAAGAAUCCUGGACUCCCAACUAUAAACAAUGUUCUUGGAGCGCUCUGAAUUAUGGCAUAGACCUUGGGAAAAUUGCAGAAUGCACAUUCACAAAGAUGCGCACCAACAGUGCUUUAAGAGUUCUCUUCAGUGGAUCCCUACGUCUCAAAUGCAGAAAUGCCUGUUGUCAGCGCUGGUAUUUUACAUUUAAUGGAGCUGAGUGUUCUGGGCCACUUCCUAUUGAGGCUAUAAUUUAUUUAGAUCAAGGAAGCCCAGAAUUAAAUUCCACUAUUAAUAUACACCGCACUUCUUCAGUGGAAGGAUUAUGCGAAGGAAUCAGUGCUGGCUUGGUGGAUGUUGCCAUUUGGGUUGGUACCUGCUCAGAUUACCCAAGAGGAGAUGCUUCAACUGGAUGGAACUCAGUUUCCCGCAUCAUUAUAGAAGAGUUACCAAAGUAAAAUGCUCUUCCCAAGUGUUAACCCCUCACCCCAAACACUAUGUUAUAUACAUUAUGUUACUUUUCACCUCCUCGAGUUAGGUUUCUAUAUGUAAGGAAGCACUUGGCUGUAACGCACAAACUUGUUUAUAGACAUACUAGUAAGUGGUUGAUUUUUCUACCAGACCAUGUAUCCCUAGCAUGUUUUCUGUAAUGAUCUGGAAGAAAGAUUCUAAUGCAGAAAUUUCCUAUUUAUGUACAACUUUUGUAUGAAUUCUAGACUCUUUUUUACAUUUGUUAAUAAAGAUAAUCUUUUAUAGGCAA